Messenger RNA from Laccaria bicolor S238N-H82, 408 nucleotides. RefSeq lists its product as uncharacterized. Lineage: Eukaryota; Fungi; Basidiomycota; Agaricomycetes; Agaricales; Hydnangiaceae. The transcript has a single exon. The record is from RefSeq and is a predicted model, not a curated record. The coding region runs from base 1 to 408 and encodes 135 amino acids.
AUGAACCUUUGCAACCACGCACCCUUCGUCCUCAAUCAGGACCACCCGGCAUUUGACAGCUCGCGCACCCUCAAUUCACCUUGCUCACGCAUCCCCGUAUCAUUCCACUCCCGUUCGUGUAUCUCAUGCACGAUCAUACCCGCGUCGUCGAUCGGUGCACCCUCAGCACAUAUUCACACCUCUAAUGAGCAACAUCCAUUGCAUCAGCAUCGUCCAUAUCAUCACCAGCAACAAAAUUCACUCACAUCUAUCACGUCGUUAUCUCGGUACAAUCCGUCAGUGCCAUGUCGGCUUGCCGCAUCUAUACCUCUUCCCCGCCUCUAUUCAGCUUGUCGAGUACAAGCUCGCCCCCUUUGUUUCGCUUUCGCUUGCGUUCGCUUUUUCGUUUACCAAAAACAUUCGGUUUGA